AUGGAACAAUUUGAAACCCUAACCCAACAGCUAGUCACUAAAGGAAAUGAUACAGAACUUCAACUUUCCCACAGACUUCGAAAGAUCCAAAAACCCCAGAGAACAGGGACCUCCAUCACAUCAGAAGAAGAUGAAGAUAUCUCAGAAGUAAAAGAUUCCUUGAAGUCAGAUGACGACCCAGAGUCAGAGUUGAAGACUGGGCUAAUAUGGAGCCGAAUAUACUGCAUUUGUGGGGAUAGAGGGAUUUUGGAGAUCAAUGUCUAUUACUGCUAUGAUUUUAUCCAUCCCUUAAAAGAUCUUAUCGUUGCUAACUCUGGCAUUUUUUUCAAUCUGCUUCUGGUUUUAACAUCGAGUUCAACCAAUAGACAGCGAACAAGGGUGAUUAAGGUUGUACCACAUAACCCCAGAUUAGCGACUGAAUCAGCAGCUCGGAUCUUUCGGUCUAUACAAGAAGAAAGGAAACAGUAUGAUUGGUUUUUGUAUCUAAUCAGAGCUACCUCGCCGAAAAUAACUGUAUUCUUAAUACUGUGUUAAAUAUUUGAUGUUUUGCAUCUGUAAUUCUUACAUGGUAAUAGCAUGUACAUAAGCAACUUAAGGUUGAAAAACAAUAAACUUUUGCUUGAUUGUAACCACGCUUGAUUCUAUGCUUUAUGAUCAAAAGGCUUCUCUUUGAGAGCCUUUUUUUGCAGCAAAUCUUAGCCGCAUUAAAAAAUUAA
Durio zibethinus is the source of this 716-nucleotide messenger RNA. The record is from RefSeq and is a predicted model, not a curated record. NCBI's taxonomy places the organism in Eukaryota, Viridiplantae, Streptophyta, Magnoliopsida, Malvales, Malvaceae.